AUGUCUGCCAGCGAAAGCAACAUUCCCAUGAGGGAGGUGUCUACCGCUACACCCCCAGUCACCGUCCCUCCCGCGUCGGCUACAGAGGCCGUCCCCAUCUCCCCUCAAGCCCCUUCUGCCUACCCCCAGCCCAACUUUCAGUCCGACUCCCAGCCAAGCUCAGCACCGACCGCCCACCCUCUCCUCCACGAACCCAGCCCAGGGCAGCCCCCGAAACACAACCUCCACCCACCCAAACUCAUUUCCACCCACCUCCUCGCCCAUCCCGACCACUCUGCCUCCAAAGCCAUCCGCAAAGUCUUUCCCCAGCCUAAUCCGCUGAUGAGGCUGCUGAGACGGUUCAAGGUCAAGCAUAGCGUGAUUGAUGGGUUGACGGAAAAGGAGGAAUCUAGGUGGGAAGCUCAAGGACAUGAGCUGAGGCAGCGGGCGGGGUGGAAGCUGGAAGGGGAGGAGGGAGAUGGGGCUGUCGUCUCUGAAUUGUUCUGGAAGAUGUAUCUAUCACUAUUACCAACGCUCGAGCGCGAUCCCCUCUCCGGCCUCGUCCCUCCCGACCUCUUGGGCUCCACCACCACCAUGCCCCUCUCCAUCAUCUCCCUCAUCCCCGACAUCAUGCAACACUACCGAGACGUCAUCGUUCGUGCUGAGAAGGAGGUGUUUUUGGCUACAAACUACUGGCAACCGUCCAAUUCUGUCAACACCAUCACCCAAGCGCUGCUUGACUUGUCGGCGACAAUCAUCAAGGAGAAAAAGCCCAUCAUUACCGUCAAGGUGAUGUAUGACAGAGGAUCGUGGGAGCAGCUGUGGAAUGCCCAUGCAUUCGUACCUCCGAGCGGGUGGACACCACUCGACUUGCCGGCCAAGGAUGCUAUCCCAGGCCUCAACAUGGAAGUCAUCAACUUUCACAAAGUCCUCCUGGGCACAUUCCACGCCAAAUUCCUCAUCGUUGACCGCAAAGUCGCCCUCAUCAACUCGAACAACAUCCAAGACCGGCCCAACCUCGAGCUCAUGUCGCAUUUCGAAGGGCCCAUCGUCGAUGCGUUCUACGAGAUUGCCCUGCAUUCUUGGUACAACAAGUUGACUCCGCCGUUGCCUUGUAUGGGAACGCCGUAUGCGCCCCCAAGGGAUGCGGAGGGGAAUAUCCAGUACUUGUUCCAGGACCAUAACCCGUAUUUCGACGAUAUCGAAAUCCUCAAAGCAGCUCGAGCCGCGCGCUUGCUCCUCCGCCGUCAGACAAAAGAUAAUGAAGACUCGCGGUUCGCGCACCACGAUACUGCUGGUGAACGUCUGUUUGCGGCGGUGCAGAAAGUUGUGGAUCAGCAGAGACAGCGAGCGGCGGAAUGGAAACCGGCGGAAGAGCUGGAGGCGAGGGCGCAGACGGCUAUGAAGGAGUUGAGAGAGUUUAAGGAUAGGUGGGGACUGGGAAUGCAGGGCAGGAUGGGGUCCAGUAGUCGGGUAGGGUCUAGGGGUCCUAGUCGAAGGCCGAGCCGGGAGAGGCACCGGGAUGAAGAAAAGCACAGGACGCUUCUAGCGCCUUCCGAGGGAACCUCUUCUCCGACCAUCACCGUCGAGCUCCCACCCAAAUCCAAAACCUACCCCCAGCCUGGCGAUACCCUCGCCGACGACGCCUGGGCUUCCCGCAUGAUCGCGGACGGGCCCCAGCGGCGAGACACGUUCGACUCGGAAGGUAUCUCGCGCCAUAGUCUCGAACAUGAGCACGGCGAGGGCAGGGCAAAGCACCAUGUGGCGUUUGCGCAUGAGGAUGGGCCGAUGUAUGGUGUGAGGGGCUUGACGGAAUCGCCGAACGCGUCGACUCUGAAUAUCACAGAGGAGAAUGCGCCGGGAAAGGCUGUGGCGAAUGAGAGCGGGACGAUCCCGGGGGAGGAUGUGACGCUGCAAGGUAGGGGCAGAGGGAGGACGCUGGAACGUACGGCCGACCAGCCGACGGAUGCCGAGAUACUCGCUGCGGUAUCGGCUGGUCAUGGCCUCAAGCCGGCGCCUACCAAUAGCAGGGAAGAGACUCUACCGCUCUCGGCGCAGAUGCCAGAUGAGAUGGCUGCGGGGUACGAGACGGCCAAGAAGAGUGUGGCGCUGGAUAUCCCCGAGGGGAAAAAGUCGUCGACGGACGAGACGCAGCCAGAGGGGACGGGGAGUAAGAGAAUGUUUCAAUUGUCGCAAAGGUUUAAUGCUGGAGCAUUGUCGGAAGCUUGGGCGACGGUGGAAGAUUCAGACGACCUUGAUAAUUAUAGGCCUCAUGUCGUACAUGCCCCGCAUGAGCCUUUCCCUAUCGCCAUGUGCUGUCGAAAGCCCCACGGAUUCCCCGGUCACCACGACAUUCGCAAUCCCCAGAACGCCGCCUGGCUCGCCGGCUUCCGGUACGCGAAAAAGAAGGUCUUUAUUCAGACCCCCACCCUCAACGCCCGCCCCAUCGUGCGUGCCGUCAAGCAAGCCUGUCGCCGGGGCGUCGACGUCUAUCUCCUCGUCGACCUCGGGUUCAACGAUAAAGGAGAAUCGAUCCCGUUCCAGGGAGGCACCAAUGAAGAGGUGGUGGACAGGUUGUUCAAGAAGCUAAAGGCGGAGAAGAAGGAGCAGUAUUUGAAGGUGUAUUGGUAUACGGGCAAGGACCAGGUGAGACCGCUGAAUGCGGUGGUGAAGCAGCGAAAUUGUCAUAUCAAGUUUGCGGCGUUUGACGAUGAGGUGUUGAUUAUCGGCAAUGGAAACCAGGAUUCACAAUCAUGGUUCCAUUCUCAAGAAGUCAAUGUCAUGCUCGACUCUCGACAAAUCGUCGCCGAGAUGAUGGACACUUUGGUCUCCAACCAAAACACCAUGAAGUAUGGCGCCGUCGAGUCUGACGGUGUGUGGCGGGAUGAAGAAGGGCAUACGUUGGAGCACUAUGGUGCGACCGCGAAGGGCCAGUUCCGAGGACUGUCUGGGUUCAUUGCGUUUGCAAAGACCAUCUGA
Cryptococcus wingfieldii CBS 7118 is the source of this 2958-nucleotide messenger RNA. RefSeq lists its product as hypothetical. The transcript is spliced from 7 exons. Bases 1 to 2958 code for a protein of 985 amino acids. Gene Ontology annotation, molecular function: catalytic activity. The record is from RefSeq and is a predicted model, not a curated record. NCBI's taxonomy places the organism in Eukaryota, Fungi, Basidiomycota, Tremellomycetes, Tremellales, Cryptococcaceae.